AUGUAUAUGCCGAAAUCCCUCAGCCUGGAGGGUAUAUACAUCGGUUUGCGUCGGAGUCGAGUAGUUCAUAAGAUGGGGAAAGAAGAAGAAGAAGAAGAAGAAGAAGAAGAAGAAGAAGAAGAAGAAGAAGAAGAAGAAGAAGAAGAAGAAGAAGAAGAAGAAGAAGAAGAAGAAGAAGAAGAAGAAGAAGAAGAUUCCCAAAAGAAGAAGAGACCCAAAUGCUAUAGACCUUAA
Molecule: messenger RNA, 234 nt
Organism: Penicillium pulvis
Lineage: Eukaryota; Fungi; Ascomycota; Eurotiomycetes; Eurotiales; Aspergillaceae
Exons: 1
Coding region: 1-234 (77 amino acids)
Source: RefSeq, a predicted model, not a curated record